This is a messenger RNA of Cuscuta europaea, 1690 nucleotides long. Lineage: Eukaryota; Viridiplantae; Streptophyta; Magnoliopsida; Solanales; Convolvulaceae. The record is from the annotation of a GenBank genome assembly.
UAGAGAUGGUGCAUGCAACGUGAGCACUGACGUGGACGAGGCCAAGCUCUGCUAUAAGAAGUCUCCGUGACAAUGCAAAGGAACCACAACUGUGACUGAAGCAUGGCCUCCAACCAGCAGCAGCAGCAGAAGAAAGAGCUUCAUAUAGUUAUGUUUCCAUGGCUUGCUUUUGGGCAUAUCACCCCAUUCCUGGAGCUCUCCAAGUCCAUUGCAGCAAAGGGUCACAGAAUCUCCUUCAUUUCCACUCCUCGGAACAUAGAUCGCCUUCCCCACCUCCCACCCGACCUGGAAUCCUCAAUUACCAUGGUCAAGAUCCCGCUUCCUCGCGUCGAUGGGCUGUCGUCUGCGAACGCGGAGGCCACAAUGGACAUUCAACCGGAGGAGAUGCCUUACCUCAAAGAAGCCAUGGAUGGCAUGGAAACAGAGGUGACUCGUUUCUUGGAGAGAACAUCCCCUGAUUGGAUCAUCUUCGACUUCGCCCAGCACUGGAUCCCACCUCUUGCGGCCAAACUUGGGAUUUCUCGGUGUUUCUUCAUCACCCUUAGCCCCUGCUUCACGGCUUUCUUCUCUGACGAAUUCAGGAUGAGUUUGUCCUCACCGUUAAAGAUUGAAGACUUCUUAGCCCGCCCAAAGUGCAUUACCUUUGAGACAAAGGCUAGAUUCCGGCGGUACGAGGUAAAGUGGAUUCUCAGCUCGCAACCGAAAGUGUUCGCUAAAACUGAUAUGGACCGGCUUAUUGCAGUGAAGACAGGUUCAGAUCUACUAAUCUCCAGACACUGCAACGACUUCGAACCUAAGUGGGUUAAUAUGCUGGAGACUAGCCAUGGCCGUCCAUUACUUCCCACAGGGUUACUGCCGCCAACAGUUCAUGUUAGUGAUGAUCUUGAAAGAAACGAAGCUUGGGUUUCCAUUAAACAGUGGCUAGAUAGACACAAAAAAUGCUCUGUGGUCUACGUGGCACUCGGGAGCGAGGUGGUUACCGGACCCGGUCAAAUAUGUGAGUUGGCUUGCGGGUUGGAAGAGAGUGGGGUUCCUUUCUUUUGGACUUUGAGGACUCCACGAGGGAACCACUCAUCAUUGGGCUUGCCAGAUGGGUUCGAAGAGAGGGUCAAAGGACGAGGAGUAGUGUGGAAGACUUGGGUCCCUCAGAAGAGCAUACUAAGUCAUGAUUCAAUCGGCGGGUUUUUGACUCAUUGUGGUUGGAGUUCUAUCAUUGAGGGAAUCACAUUUGGUCACCCACUAGUCAUGCUUCCCUUCUUGUAUGACCAAGGGAUUACUGCUCGUGUUAUGGAGGACAACCAAGUCGGCAUUGAAGUCCCGAGAGAUGAAGAAGACGGGGCAUUCACGAGUGACUCAGUGGCUGACUCUGUAAGGUUCGUGAUGCUGGAUAGCGAGAAAGGGAUGAAAGUCCGAGAGAACCCUCGGAGGAUGAGUUUGAUCUUUGGAGAUAAGAAGUUAAAUGACAAAUGCAUUGAAGAUCUAAUUAACUUUUUGAAAAAUCAUAGGAACAAAAUAAAAAAAUCUAUUUGAAUCCUUGUUUUGGUAUGCAUUUGAAUCCUAUUUUGAAUUGGUAAGAAUAAGAAUACAAAUAAUGUAAUGUUGUUCGGUUUGGCAAUGUUUGGCUUAUUCUGUUUGAUGUAUGCGCUUCUCAUAAAUAUUGUAAUAAAUCUUCAGUUUUCUUGAAUAAUUA